AUGUUCUUAUGCUUGUAUGGUCCAUGCCUAUCUACUGCCCUCUACAGUGCUGGAGGCGUAGGUCCAGCUCUCCACCUGGCCGAGAAAGGGAUCCCCGUGAUCCACGACUCCCCCGGCGUGGGCCAGAACCUCAUGGACCACAUCGCCGUCGGCGGCCUGGUCUUCCUUCUCGACCACCCCAUCUCCCUGGUCAUCGGCCGAAUCUUCAACAUCCACGCGUCCAUCCGUUACGCCGUCCUGGGCGACGGCCCCCUCACCUCCUCCGUCGGCCUGGAAACCGUCGCUUUCAUCACCACCAAAUAUGGCAACGUCACCGACGACUGGCCCGACAUCGAGUUCAUGCUUACGUCGUCCUCAACCGUCUCAGACGGUGGUACCCAAUGCAAGAAGGCCCACGGUCUCCGGCAGGACUUCUACGACGAGUACCUAGGUGACAUCACCAACCGCGACGUAUUCGGAGUCUUCCCUAUGAUCCUACGCCCAAAAAGCAGAGGAUACCUAAAGUUGCGAAGCAAGAACCCCUUACAGUAUCCUUUAUUGUACCACAAUUACCUAACGGACCCGGAUGACGUCAGAGUCUUGCGGGAGGGUGUAAAGGCGGGUAUUGCCUUGGCUGAAACCGAGGCUAUGAAGCGCUUCGGGGCCCGGUUUCACGAUCGACCUGUUCCAGGUUGCAAGAAGUUUACGCUAUGGACGGACGAUUACUGGGAUUGCGUCAUCCGGCAGUACACGAUGACGAUCUACCACAUGUCGGGUACGGCUAAGAUGGGUCCGGAGACAGACCCUGGCGCUGUCGUGGACUCCCAGCUUCGGGUUUACGGGGUCCAGGGGUUGCGGGUGAUAGAUGCGUCUAUCAUGCCAGUCAUCACGUCCGGCAAUAUCAACGCGCCGGUCAUCAUGAUCGGCGAGAAGGGGGCCGAUAUGAUUAAGGGCUAUUGGCGCGGGGUCGAUUACGCCGCCGCUGAGAAUCGGAAGAGGCGGAGGCGGCGUAGGAGGAGGGCGCUUGCCGCGAAGUAUAACUUCCAGGCGCCUGCCAGACCGGCGAGGUUUGACGCGCGUUUGAGGAAUGAGACCGGUUGCUAG
Molecule: messenger RNA, 1083 nt
Organism: Bemisia tabaci
Lineage: Eukaryota; Metazoa; Arthropoda; Insecta; Hemiptera; Aleyrodidae
Source: RefSeq, a predicted model, not a curated record